Messenger RNA from Quercus robur (English oak), 900 nucleotides. RefSeq lists its product as uncharacterized. Bases 105 to 647 code for a protein of 180 amino acids. Lineage: Eukaryota; Viridiplantae; Streptophyta; Magnoliopsida; Fagales; Fagaceae. The transcript has a single exon. The record is from RefSeq and is a predicted model, not a curated record.
UCUCUCUCAUCAUCCUUUGCCUUUUAUUUGCACUCUCUUCUCUCUCUCUCUAAUACUUGCAUCUCUUUAGCUCUCUUUCUUUUACAAUAAAAAAGAUAUCUUUAAUGGCAGAAACUCCAUUAAAACGCCAAAGAGAAGAAACCCAGUUGGAGGAAUAUGAGGAGUCUAAGCGCCACAAGUCAUUUAACCAAAUAGUCUCUCUGCUUGAUGCAGAGGAAGAAGAACCAAACCAAGACUUGUCCUCUCUCAUCACAACCCUCCAGCAAGAACUCUCUUCCGACUCCAACUCUCACUCCAUCUUUGACCCUCUCUCAUUCCCAACAGCUGAAAAUGACCCUGAAAGCCUCACAACAGCCUCUUCCACCAUGCAAGACCAAAACUUUACCUCUUCCUCUUCAUCUUCACCAAAAGUUCUCUCAAAGGGAGGUGAAGAGGAUGACAAAGAAAGGGUCAUUAGACACCUCCUUGAAGCCUCAGAUGAUGAGCUUGGAAUCCCCAACAGAGAGGGUGGAGUUGGAGUAGUUUAUGAUUUUGGGGUUGAAGGGCUCAAUGGAGGAGAUGGGUACUCAUUUUGUGAUGGACUUUGGGAGUUAGAAGAUGAGGCUGCUAACUACUAUACCUUAUUGCAGUCUGAACUUUUCAUGUAGUAGUUGGUUCUUUUUAGUCUUUUAGAAUGCUAAAAUGUUAUAGGGGUUAAAACAGGACAGAACAGAAAUGCUAGGGGUUCAAAUGGGAAAAAAAGAAAAUUGGGAGGGUAUAGAAAAUGGAGAUAUCUUUUUUUUUAUCAUUUUUCAUUUUGGUCCCCUCUUCUUUUGUAAAAAUUAGAAAAAAGGUGUCCCCUUAUCUCUAUCUAGAGGAUCAAUAUCAAUUGUAGAAGAACAGUGAUUCAUAUUCCACUCA